This is a messenger RNA of Contarinia nasturtii (swede midge), 2357 nucleotides long. RefSeq names its product neuronal acetylcholine receptor subunit alpha-7-like. The coding region runs from base 17 to 1375 and encodes 452 amino acids. Gene Ontology annotation, molecular function: acetylcholine-gated monoatomic cation-selective channel activity; transmembrane signaling receptor activity. NCBI's taxonomy places the organism in Eukaryota, Metazoa, Arthropoda, Insecta, Diptera, Cecidomyiidae. Gene Ontology annotation, cellular component: neuron projection; postsynaptic membrane; synapse. The record is from RefSeq and is a predicted model, not a curated record. The transcript is spliced from 9 exons. Gene Ontology annotation, biological process: regulation of membrane potential; chemical synaptic transmission; signal transduction.
ACAGGAAUGGAAUGAUAUGAAUUUAAGAUGGAACACAUCGGACUUUGGCGGUGUCAAAGACUUGCGAAUACCCCCGCAUCGAAUAUGGAAGCCAGACGUUCUGAUGUACAACUCAGCGGACGAAGGUUUCGAUGGCACAUACCCAACCAAUGUAGUCGUUCGAAAUAAUGGAAGUUGCGUGUAUAUACCACCCGGAAUAUUUAAGUCGACAUGUAAAAUUGAUAUCACAUGGUUUCCCUUCGAUGAUCAACGAUGCGAAAUGAAAUUUGGCUCUUGGACUUAUGACGGUUUUCAAUUGGAUUUGCAACUUCAAGAUGAAAUGGGCGGGGAUUUGAGUAGUUUUGUCACAAAUGGUGAAUGGGAACUAUUAGGUGUGCCUGGAAAACGUAACCAAAUAUAUUACAAUUGCUGCCCAGAACCUUAUAUUGAUAUUACGUUUUCAAUUAUAAUUCGUCGCCGUACACUUUAUUAUUUUUUUAAUUUGAUUGUACCGUGUGUGUUAAUUGCUUCGAUGGCACUGUUAGGUUUUGCUUUACCUCCUGAUUCGGGGGAAAAAUUGUCACUCGGUGUUACAAUCCUGUUGUCUUUGACGGUGUUUUUGAAUAUGGUGGCAGAAACGAUGCCAGCAACGAGUGAUGCUGUACCAUUAUUAGGAACAUAUUUCAAUAGUAUUAUGUUUAUGGUUGCCUCAUCAGUUGUGUCGACCAUUCUCAUUCUUAAUUACCAUCAUAGGAGUGCCGAUACACACGAAAUGUCAGACUGGGUGCGGUUAGUGUUUUUAUACUGGCUGCCAUUAAUAUUACGAAUGAAUCGACCACCGGGUCGAGGUACACAGAUGCCAAUGGAUUAUCCGCCAACGCCAUGCUCAAAUAGUUCCGAACAACCAAAUAAAUCCCAUCAUCAUCUUCCACAAAAUAACCAUUUAAAUAUUCUAACCGAUGUCGAAUUGAAGCAGCGAUGCUCAAAAUCACUUUUAGCUAAUGUUCUUGAUAUCAACGAUGAUUUCCGGCACAAUAAUUGUCGACCAUUAUUACCGGGCGGUGGCGUUGGUAGCAGCAGCACAUUGCCACCAAAUUCAAGUUAUUUCCGCAGUGUUUUUAGUUCUAGUGAAGAUGAAAACGCGAUUGGGGAUGGAAUUCCACCGAUACAUACAUGCAUGAAGUCAUCAGCAGACUACGAAUUGUCGCUAAUAUUGAAGGAAAUACGUUUCAUUACCGAUCAGUUACGAAAAGAAGAUGAAGAUCAUGACGUAGCACGUGAUUGGAAAUUUGCAGCAAUGGUCGUUGAUAGACUGUGCCUUAUUAUUUUCACCCUAUUCACCAUCAUCGCGACUGUUUGCGUUUUACUCAGCGCUCCCCAUAUCAUCGUGUCGUAGCUGUUUCGACGGAAUCAUUGUUAUUGGUUUUUACACAAAAUCAAUUUGUUACUAAUUGAUGUACUAACGGAAAAUUUUUAAAAUCACAAAAACAAAAUACAAAAAAAAUUCAACACAUACACAAUACAUAAGUAAAACAAUUCGCGAAUGAAAAAAAAAAUUCUCCAAAACAGUCACAUCAACAGAAGAACAUCCCACGACUAGGAUCCCCCAGCACACCAAUCAAGUAAAACAAAAAAAAAAUUGAAAGAAAACUAAACGAUUUUCGAAAUAAAAAACGAACUUUCUGUUGAACACUUAUCUGCUGUCGAAAAGCACAAAAUUGAUCAUCAGACACGCAAAUUCUUGAGCAAGCAGAAAAACAGUACCGAGCAUUUUCAUGUUUUCAUACAUCAUUUUCUUAAAAUUUGCCAAAAAAGUCUUCUAUAAACAAAUGCAAACGAAUUACAAAUAUAGCAAUAUCAGUUACAUUAUAUUCAAUGUGCAGAUAAGUGUUAAGCGGUCCAACAUGUUAGGCCAAACAGACGGAUGCAAAUCCAAAUCGAAAAGCAACAAAAAAAAAACGCUGAAAAAUUUUAAAAUUACAAAAAAAAAUUACAAAUAAAUUGAAUUUAUUUCAAAAGGUCCUACGAAUGGUCGAGCGGCCGUACUCGGGAAUAUAUGUUGAUAGUGUAUUGUAUUUAAUAAACUUUGAACAAAGUGGUGUUUGUUUCUUAUCUCAAUUGGCGCAAUAUAUCGAAAAGAAAAACACAUACUACAUUUUAUUAUUAAUAAUCGAAUGAUCAUGAUCCAUGAGCAACAAACAAAAUUUAAAAUCCAAUUGGCAUAUGAAAAUCACAUUCGUUGUUAAUCAUUUUUCGAUAAAAGUGUGAAGUUUGUGUUAUAUUUUUCAUUUUUCAAAUCAAUUUGUUACUUAAUUGAUGUAAUAGCGAAACAUUUUUUAAAGUCACACAAUUGUUUCAUCCCGAUUUCGAAAUUGAAA